Molecule: messenger RNA, 2280 nt
Organism: Syngnathus acus (greater pipefish)
Lineage: Eukaryota; Metazoa; Chordata; Actinopteri; Syngnathiformes; Syngnathidae
Product: CMP-N-acetylneuraminate-beta-galactosamide-alpha-2,3-sialyltransferase 1-like
Exons: 6
Coding region: 1140-2120 (326 amino acids)
Molecular function (GO): beta-galactoside (CMP) alpha-2,3-sialyltransferase activity
Source: RefSeq, a predicted model, not a curated record
UAUUUUAUCUUGACGCGGAUGGAAGUGGGUUGAAUAUUUUGUUCUAGCGCUUUUCUACCAAACCUUACAAGCAUGCAUGGAAAUGAAUUGAAAUCAAAUUGACAUCUAUAACAGACUUGGAUUGAUCACAGGCUAUUUUGUUUACUGUUUGCAGAUAAAAGAAAAAGUCUUACCUUUUUUUACCUAAAUGAAUAAAUAUGUCAUUUUAUUUGAGAACUGUCCGUGGUACUACGACAAGCUAUGACGUUGUCAAACUAAAAACAAAAGCUGAAUACAAGGAAACAAAGUGAUUAUCAACUGGGAACAGGUGGGGAUGGGAACCAGGUAGCGUUCAUUACAAACAGGUAAAGCACACCCCUUGGGAGCUUUCAUAAAAAAACAACACAAUCCCGAAGGAGUAAAAAACCUUCAGCUGGGAAGACAAUUACCAGAAUACUAAAGCGCUUUCAAAGAAGCUCAACAAUAUUGCUCAACAAAAUUACGAUUAAGAACUUUUGUUCCUUACAAUGGCCAGCUGCUGUUCCAUCCGCCCUGUUGCUUGUCUCAAGGUGAAUUCCGACCUUUCUUUAACAUUUGUAUUGGUAUUUAGUGAACAAUAGUUGUCAUCUUUUACAGAUAAGCUUCCAUUGUCCUUCUAAGAUAUUUGACGCAUGAUUGCAAAGCUCAUGCCAGGCGGCUCUAAAUUUGAAUGGCCGUGUUGUUUUUUUUGGGCUUGUGUAAGCCUCGCUUGACUGACUCAAGAACAGGUUUUGAGUGUCAUUCACCAUAAAUUAUUCAGGUGCUCAAUAAAGGAGAAAUGACCAAGUAUGAGUAUGACUCCAAAUUAUUAAUUUAAUUACAGUAUUAAAAUUCCCGCGGAGAAAUUUUGAUGGAUAGACAGUAUUAAAAUUAUUUAUCUAUAGAAUAAUAGUGGGCCUAAAAUGGAGCCCUGAGGAGCACCAUAACAAUUUUUUAGCUAUCUAGAGAAUAAUAGUGGGCCUAAUAUGGAGCCCUGAGGAGCACCAUAACAGAUUUUGAGCUAUCUAGAGAAUAAUAGUGGGCCUAAAAUGGAGCCCUGAGGAUCACCAUAACAAAUUUUGAGCUAUUUAGGCUUGUGUGAAAAGCACAAAACUUUAAGCGGGUGUGACACCUUGGUUUCUAUGAUGUUCACAUUUCCACUCCCACAGCCACACGAGAUGUUGUCCAGACUGCGACCAACUUGGCUCCUGUUUAUCCUCCUGUGUUUCACUGCUGCCAAUUUGUACUAUAAAUUCAAAUGGAAUAUGCCAAACUUGUAUUGGCUCUGGCCGCACAGUGUCUGCAGCUGCCAAAAAUGUUUGGCUGAGGGUGCACACGAGUUUAAAUCGCUAAUGGACGCCUCACCAAAGCCUUUUUUGUCCAUACCAAGUCCAACCACGGAGGAUGAUUUCAACUGGUGGAAGAAAUUGCAGACGGAGCAGCGCUCCUUUGUUUUUUUAAAUGAAACUAUCAACAACCUAUUUGCGAUUUUUCCGCACGUCCCUCAAGUUGAGCAGCCAUCGCCUGACCGUUGCAGGACUUGUGCGGUGGUGGGCAAUUCGGGCAAUCUCAAAGGAUCGCACUAUGGACCUCUGAUCGAUCACCAUAACAUGGUAAUAAGAUUGAACCGCGGGCCCACAAAGGGCUAUGAGUCAGACGUUGGCAGCAAGACAACUCAUCGUGUCAUGUAUCCAGAGAGCGCCAGCAGUUUGGACAACAGCACUCAUCUGGUGUUCUUUCCGUUUAAGAUAAAUGACCUGCUUUGGCUGCUCAGGAGCUUUGCCCCUCGAGAAAAUGGGCAAGAAAACCCAAAGAGGAUUGGCAACAAGAACUUGGUGAUGAUCAUAAACCCGGCAUUUCUGAAAUAUGUUCAUGAAAUAUGGCUGAAAAAGAGAGGCCGCUAUCCAUCCACUGGAUUUAUGACCUUGGUGCUCAGCUUGCAACUUUGUGAUGACGUCAGUGUUUUUGGCUUUGGUGCUGACAGAGAUGGAAAUUGGAACCAUUAUUUUGAGAUCCUGAGAAACAAAAAACUGAGAACUGGACCUCAUCCUGGCAUGCAGGAAUAUGAGGUCAUUCGUGAGUUGCAUCAGAGGCAGAUCAUUCGUUUUUUUCAAGGACUGUAACCUGCUUGGGACUCUCACUCAUUCAACAUUGAUUGGGGUUUAUUUACAUGCCCUUCCAUCCAGUUCCUGUUUUUAAUAUGAGGUAUAGAAGGUAAAUAUAUUUAUUGUAUAACAGUGUUGUCUUCCUUCUAAAAAUAUCAAAUAAAAGUUUUUAAACUUU